GCCCUUCAUCCAUCUGUCUAGAUCAUACAGUUUGACAACAGUACAUCAGGCUCAUUUCAAGACGCAGAUAAUGAGAGGCAUUCUCAAGGUAUGUACUACAAAGUAUCAAUCUAUCAACCCAUGCUGUGCCAUCACAUGAUGAUCUCUUUUUAUUGGAGCUGUCCUAGCUACACAAUGCGGACAACCUUUUUAUACGCAUAAUAGACUUCUGAUACUUUGCACUUUGUUUCCUUGCUUAUUACUUUUGCAAGUAUCACCAUUCAAUCUUGCUAAUUGAAUGCAGCUCUUACAAGGAACAAGUGAACACACCUUCCAGCCUCCUUGAAUUUGGUCUCGUAAAGACGACUCCUAAACAGUCACUUCCAUUUCUUUAAGAAUAACGUAUCACACUCGGUGAUAUUUGAUUGCAUCGCCGCUCAACAUGGCUCAUGACCCUCGACUAUCCAGUGCGGGCACUGCCACUCCCAAUCCACCACCUCCGCCCCCUCCUCCACCCCCGGAGACGUCCACAACGGGGACAGGCGAGGCGCAGGCCGCAGAAGCAUCUGCACCCGCACAGUCGUCAGAGUCAUUCAAGCUAAAGUUCUGCACAGUAUGUGCAUCGAACCAGAACCGUUCAAUGGAAGCCCAUCUCCGGCUCUCGACGGCGCCCUCUCCCUUCCCCGUUAUUUCAUUCGGAACGGGGUCCCUGGUCCGUCUUCCAGGACCAUCCAUCACUCAACCUAAUGUUUACAACUUCAACACCACCUCGUACUCGCAAAUGUAUGACGAGCUCCUCUCCAAGGACGAAAGACUCUACCGUAAUAAUGGCCUUCUGAACAUGCUUGACCGCAACCGGAAUCUGAAAUGGGGCCCGGAGCGCUUCCAGGACUGGGUUCCCGGAAUGCCGCGGGUGGACCACGUGUCGAAAGGCGACAAGGGUGCCCUGGGCACGGAAGGAGGCACGGUCGACGUCAUCAUCACCUGCGAGGAGCGGUGCUGGGAUGCCGUCGUAGACGAUCUCAUGAACAAGGGCGCGGCCCUCAACCGACCAGUCCACGUGUUCAAUGUCGAUAUCAGAGAUAACCAUGAGGAGGCCUUGGUAGGAGGGAAGGCCAUCCUCGAAUUAGCCACGCGCCUGAACGAUGCGGCGACCCAGGAACGUAAGAUUCAUGGUGCCGAGGGCUGGGAAAACGGUAACGGCGACGCCCGUAGGAGCUUCGACGAACGCGUACCUGAGAUUCUGGCUUCGUGGCAGGAGAAGUGGCCUAAUUUGCCGGCUUUGUGGACCCUGGCCUGGCUAUAGUAACGGGAACUCUUUAGUACUCCACAAUGCAUAAGCAUGAUUCAUGG
This is a messenger RNA of Aspergillus novofumigatus IBT 16806, 1332 nucleotides long. It is a transcript of the gene ssuA, whose product is annotated as RNA polymerase II subunit A C-terminal domain phosphatase. Gene Ontology annotation, biological process: termination of RNA polymerase II transcription. The transcript has a single exon. NCBI's taxonomy places the organism in Eukaryota, Fungi, Ascomycota, Eurotiomycetes, Eurotiales, Aspergillaceae. The coding region runs from base 422 to 1285 and encodes 287 amino acids. The record is from RefSeq and is a predicted model, not a curated record. Gene Ontology annotation, cellular component: mRNA cleavage and polyadenylation specificity factor complex; nucleus. Gene Ontology annotation, molecular function: RNA polymerase II CTD heptapeptide repeat phosphatase activity.